AUGCUGCGGGUCAGGUGUCUCAGAGGAGGUAGCAGGGGCGCAGAGGCUGCCCACCUGAUUGGAGCCAUGAUGGGGCGUGCUGUCACAGGCUGGACGCAGAAGGCGCUCCAGAGCAGCUCCAGCGCCGCCGUGGCCCAGUCUCACCUGGAGGACGAACACGUUACUGAGGCCGCGGCGCAGGACUGCCCAGUCAGCAGCUACAACGAAUGGGACACACUGGAGGAGGUCAUCGUGGGCCGCGCCGAGAACGCCCGCGUGCCGCCUUUCACCGUGGAAGUGAAAGCAAACACUUAUGAGAAGCAUUGGCCUUGGUAUCAGAAGUUCGGAGGCCAGUCUUUCCCUGUGGACCACUUGAAAAAGGCAGUUUCUGAAAUUGAAGAAAUGUGCAAUAUCCUGCGCCAUGAAGGAGUGACAGUGAGACGCCCUGAGCCGAUCGACUGGUCCAUGGUUUACAAGACUCCAGACUUUGCAUCCUCCGGCAUGUAUGCAGCUAUGCCCAGGGACAUCCUCAUUGUGGUGGGGAACGAGAUCAUCGAGGCCCCAAUGGCCUGGAGGUCCCGCUUCUUUGAGUACAGAGCUUACCGGCCCCUGAUCAAGGAGUACUUCCAGAAAGGAGCUAAAUGGACCACUGCUCCUAAACCCACGAUGUCGGACGAGCUGUACGAUCAGGACUACCCCAUUCGCACGGUGGAGGACAGACACAAGCUCGCGGCGGAGGGAAAGUUUGUGACCACGGAACAUGAGCCCUGCUUUGACGCCGCUGACUUCAUCCGAGCUGGACGUGACCUGUUUGUCCAAAGGAGUCAGGUUACAAACUACAUGGGAAUCGAGUGGAUGCGGCGGCACCUUGCUCCUGAGUACAAAGUGCAUGUGAUUUCAUUCAAGGACCCUAACCCCAUGCACAUCGACGCCACCUUCAACAUCAUCGGACCGGGACUGGUGCUUUCCAACCCCGACCGGCCGUGUCGCCAGAUUGACAUGUUUAAGAAGGCUGGCUGGACUGUUGUGAAACCUCCAACACCUUUGAUUCCUGAUGAUCAUCCUUUGUGGAUGUCAUCCAAAUGGCUUUCAAUGAACGUUCUGAUGUUGGAUGAGAAGCGCGUAAUGGUUGAUGCCAAUGAGACCACCAUUCAAAAAAUGUUUGAAAGUCUUGGUAUAAAGACCGUGAAAGUGAGUAUUCGUCACGCUAACUCCCUCGGAGGGGGCUUCCACUGCUGGACGACCGACGUGCGCCGCCGCGGGACUCUGCAGUCGUACUUCCACUAG
Knipowitschia caucasica is the source of this 1266-nucleotide messenger RNA. Lineage: Eukaryota; Metazoa; Chordata; Actinopteri; Gobiiformes; Gobiidae. The record is from the annotation of a GenBank genome assembly.